CCCAGCAGCAUCUCAGCCGAGCGCCAGCGCAAAAAUGCACUGAAAUACGCAUUUUAGGACAUUUCCACCCUCGUUCGGUUUGCCAUGAGGGCGUGUGAUGGGAAUAACGGGGAUGUUCGCACCGGAUUACGUCCCUUUAUUCUGAGAGAAAAGCGGAUUGUUUUGCGCUCGAGGUGUUAACGCAGAAAAAAAAAUACAAAAAUGAAGAAGCAAUUCAAUCGGAUGCGACAGCUUGCCAACCAGACUGUUGGCAGGGCAGAAAAAACAGAGGUACUGAGUGAAGACCUGCUGCAGGUGGAGAAGCGUUUAGACCUGGUAAAGCAGGUCUCUCAUAGCACACAUAAGAAGCUGGCCGCCUGUCUGCAGGGACAACAAGGCACCGAUUUAGAAAAGAGAUCAGUCAAAUCUCCCUCGAAAAAGUUGCCCCUGACGAUACUUGCUCAAUGUAUGGUGGAGGGAGCGGCUGUGUUAGGAGACGACUCUCUUCUUGGUAAGAUGCUGAAUCUCUGUGGUGAGUCAGAGGAGAAGUUGGCUCAAGAGCUGCUCAUCUUUGAGUUACAGAUUGAAAGAGAUGUUGUGGAACCUCUGUAUGUGCUGGCUGAGGUGGAAAUUCCGAACAUUCAGAAACAGCGAAAACAUUUAGCCAAACUCGUCCUGGACAUGGAUUCUGCAAGGACACGGUGGCAACAGUCGUCCAAAUCUUCAAGUCACCCUAGUAAUGUGCAGCAGGGCGGAGCUAAGGCUGAUUCCUUGAGAGAAGAAAUGGAGGAGACGGCCAAUCGGAUGGAGAUCUGCAGGGACCAGUUAUCAGCGGACAUGUACAACUUUGUGGCCAAAGAAAUAGACUAUGCAAACUACUUUCAAACGCUCAUAGAGGUUCAGGCGGAGUAUCACAGGAAGUCUUUGGAGAUUCUGCAGAGUGUGCUGCCACAGAUCAAAGCUCACCAGGAGGCCUGGAUAGAGAAGCCAUCAUAUGGAAAGGCCCUAGAGGAACAUCUAGCCAUCAGUGGCAGGGAGAUUGCGUUUCCUAUCGAAGCGUGCGUCACCAUGCUGCUCGAAUGUGGCAUGCAGGAAGAGGGUUUAUUUCGGGUGGCUCCCUCAGCCUCCAAGCUGAAGAAACUGAAGGCAUCACUGGACUGCGGGGUCAUGGAUGUGCAGGAGUACUCGGCUGACCCACAUGCCAUCGCAGGAGCCUUGAAGUCUUAUCUUCGUGAACUUCCUGAACCUCUAAUGACCUUUGAACUCUAUGAUGAAUGGAUUCAAGCUUCAAAUAUUCAAGAUAUGGAUAAAAGACUCCAAGACCUUUUGUGUACAUGUCAGAAACUACCAGCAGACAAUCUGAACAACUUCAGAUAUUUAGUUAAGUUCUUAGCCAAACUCACGGAGCAUCAAGACGCUAAUAAAAUGACGCCAGGUAAUAUUGCAAUAGUUCUUGGACCCAACCUGCUGUGGACACAUUCAGAAGGGAACAUGACGGAAAUGAUGACCACCAUGUCUCUGCAAAUCGUCGGCAUCAUUGAGCCGAUCAUUCAGCACGCUGACUGGUUCUUCCCUGGAGAUAUUGAGUUCAACCUGACAGGCAGCUACGGCAGCCCGGUCCACACCAACCACAACUACAACUACAGCUCCAUGCCCUCGCCCGAUAUGGACCAAUCAGAGCGCAAGCUGCAGCAUGACCAGAGCCGACGCCCACUCAGUGUUGCUACUGACAACAUGAUGCUGGAAUUCUACAAGAAGGAUGGUGUGGGUGUCAGAGUCAUGGACACAUCGUGGGUGAAGGGCAAAAGUUCCUCUACACUGGGCCGCAAAGCCUCAUCCACACCUCCCAGCGCACAACCGCCCGGCUCUCCUGCGGACACCCUGAUCACUGAGCAGCCCGGUGAGCUGGACACAUCUCCAAUCCCCACCCCCCCUCCUGGAGACAGGGGCAGCUCAGACGACGUGUUGCCCAAUCGGCCGGAUUCCUCACAUGUCUAUUCGUCCCACGCGGAGGAGCGGCCACCCCCUCCGUACCCUUCCUCGUCCUUGUCCUCCCAUCCUGGGCCUCACCACUUCUACCCCAAGCCCCCUCCCUGCGCUCGGCCCGUCGCCCCCGGUCCCGAGUCCCAGCCUCCCAGCUCCCCACCUCCGCCCCUGCGCUGGGUCGGCUUCGGCCCACCCCUUCCUCAGCCCCAACCACACCCAUCCUCUUCCUCCUCCUCCUCCUCCUCCUCACUCGAUAUCAACUCCAACCCCAAGCCUAGCUGCCUGCACUUUCCCAAACACGGCCCCGUGUGUGACGCGCCGCAUGCCGCUCCGCCUGAUGCCAAUGCCUCGCCCCUCUACAUUAAAACCCCUCUCGUGCUGACCCGCCACGACGUGUCCCUCGGAAACCCCCCUAGCUUCCCCUCCUCCGCCCUCCCGCCGUGGGCUGCCUGUCCAUGUGCCCGCGAGAGAGGACCCCCCAGGCUGACUAGCACUCUGAAGAGCAAGGAGCUCUCUCCUGUGAUUGGCCACAAGGCUGUGCAGGCGUCAGGAGCAACAGUGCCCCCUGUCAGCAGUCAGCAGAGCAACAGCCAGUCUCCCCACUCUGCCGAGCACAGCCCCCACACCUUACACAAAGCCUCUAAGAAACUGGCCCCUGUGCCACCCAAGGUUCCCUACGGCCAGUCGGGGGGGAUGUCAGACCAAUCCACAGGUCAGCCGUCUCCGGUUAGCCUGUCCCCCACUCCCCCAAGUACUCCCUCCCCAUACGGUUUGGGCUGUCCCCCUGGACACGCGCCCACCUCUUCCCCUGGCCAGACCCCAUUAGGGGGACCCUAUACGUUGUCCUCGCCGCCCUCUCUGACUGGUACGCUCACAAAAUCCCGACCCACCCCAAAGCCCAGGCAGAGACCCAGUCUACCCCCUCCCCAACCACCCACCGUCCCCUCUACAGCCCCCCAGCCCCUGGAGCAGGGUCUACUUGACGGAUUGUCCCCCGGGGAGAGCAUGUCCACAGCAGAUUUCUUCAGUUUGGAAAUUCCCUCCAUCAAUGUCAAUCUGGACAGCCUGUUGGAUGAGUUCAGGGUGCUCCCAUGUCGGAGCUCCUUUGCUGCGGUCAGCUCUCCGGAGGGGGAGUCCGUGUCCGAGGAGGAGGGCCAAAGCACCACGCUAUGACCCCUGAGCCCACCCAGCAGCAUGCCAGCUUCGCCCAGAACCCGUCCACUUCUGCUGAGGCCCAACUGGAACCCCACCUUGGCCAAACCCUCAGUCACGGAUACUUCAUGAGAGACUCGACAAGACGCCAACCACACAACAGGUGCCAUAAAAAAAGCAACAGAAUGGAUUUCGUUCAAAUUGCCACUGGAGGAACCUGGAGUUUUGUGUUCUGAUUCCGGUUUCUCUCUGAACGAUUCUGUCUGUUUCAUUUUGUUGUCGUGUUAUUGGUUUCGUUUGAUUGGGAUGUUUUUAUUUCUGCCUUAUCAGAGCUGCAAUUAUAAUACAAUGCACAUAGGGAGCAGUCUGCUGACUUUAAAGGAACCUCAUACACUUUGUCUUGCUGGAGGCUUUGAACUGAGACCCACCCUCAUGGUAUGAGAGUAGGCCGUCUUUGUUUUCCCUACAGGGUCCAUGCUAUGCUCUUUAUAGAUGACUUGGUGGCAUAUAGCAUGUUUAAGUUUUAAUUUUGCAAUGCUGAGGUCUUUCUUUCUUUCUUUCUUUCUUUCUCAAUCUCUCUAACCUACACUAAUCACUGCUUUAGCAAUCCAAUUCAGUUGACCUUUCGCUAAGUCCCGCCUUAAAGUGCUACUGACCAAUCUGGCCUUAGCAACUGUUGCUGCCCAUUAUAUUAUCAGACAAGUGCUCAUUUCUAAAGUAGAUCUAUGGACAGACUGUGUGUUUAAAUAAUUUUGUAAAAUUACAUUUAAAACUAUCAAAGAUUACAUUAAACUCUUGUUGCCUAUGGCUCAGACUGUAGUGCACAGCUCUAUCAAUGCCAAGGUCAUGGGUUCGAUUCCCAGGGAGAGCAAGAACUGAUCAAAUGUAAAUAUGUACCUUCCCAGCAGGCACAUAUUUGGUUAAAUUUCGGUUGCAAUGUCAGGUGACCAAAAUUCAGUGUCAAUUGGACGUCUAAUGUCAAUGUUAAUUUGAUGUCCAAUACUGACGUCAGCUGAUAUUGAUAUUUGUUGUUUUAGGUUAUGUAACCAAAAUCCAACAUUAAGUCAACGUCAAAUUGGCGUCAAAUACUGACGUCAGCCUGAUUUUUAUUCUCAACCAAAUGGAACGUCAACCUGAUGUUAUAUUGACGUCCUGUGCCUGCUGGGCUGAAUACAAGUUGCUUUGGAUAAAAGUGUCUGCCAAAAUUAAUAAAUAUAAAAGUAAAUAUUGCCUCACAAAAGAGAGAUCAAAUUGUCCCCCCUUUUCCAAAUCUUAGAAGUUGGGAAUCGCAUGAGGUGAAUUGAAUAAUGUGUCCUCAACAUGUAGAAUGGUAAACUGAAAUGUCCAAUUCAUUCCUGCGGUGGAUUCAGUCAAGUUUGUCUGAGUCAGCAACAGAAACUGAGGGGGCGGGGCUUAGCAGGGAGUCAAUCAAUUUCUGUAACAUUUUGAUAGAUAUGUUUAUCUGUGGCAGAACAUUAUCAGAACUUCCUGAAACGCACAUAAUACAGUAACACAGUGACAGCUGCUGCAGUAAAGUGUAUUUUCUUAAAGAGCCAAUACAAUAUAAUGCAGUACAUGGAAGCAAGGUAAGAAAUCCAGGGUUCCCACAGUCAUGGAAACUAUCAGGGUAUUUUAAUAGCGUCAUCGAAAAUUUUUAAAUCCCUCUAAAAAUCACGUAAUUUUCUAUAGUCUAUAUAUUUGUUUCUGUUCUGAAGUGUUUCUCUCUUUUUUUGUGAGAGUUUGCGAUCUCUAUAAAAUUCUAUUUCAAAAUCCUUAUCCUGGAAAUCUGUUCAUGAAAAUUCACAGAAGGUGAAGAAGGUGUGGGAACCCUGGAAAUCUCAAUCCCUCACCCCUUUACCUGCAAAACAGAAACAUUGCUUGUGCUAAAAUGGGUCACUGCAAACACUUUCCUGCAAAUGUUUCAUAAUGUUUACUACUGAGAUUAACUACUGGUUCUGUUCCAAUGCACUGCCUUGCGUUUUCCGUUGUCUUUCCGCACUCAUAUGCCCUCCAAAGUGCUUCAAACGCAGUGCCACACUAUCCCUUCUGUAUAUUCCAAUACUGUAUAUAAAGAUGUGUAGAUAAGUGUCAACGAGAGGACAAAUGUAAAGGCAAAUAUGAAUUAUAUAUUCAUAAAUGUGACAUGCCAUAUUUAUCUUGUAUAGAAAUAAUGUUCUAAGUAUUAUUUUGUCCCUGAACACUUUUUGUCAGGUUCACAUAGCAAGCGAGUUUUUUGCACUUUUGUAAGCCAUGAACUAGAUGUAGAAAUAUGAAUGCAGACGUGGUAGAAGUUUAGGUAGAGUUAUUCCCGAGAGAGAUUUUAUCCCUAAACCGACCUCAUCAAUAACAGCCUUAAUCAACAGCAUAAAUCAACUGUAUAGCUACUUACUAUUAUUAGAAAAUAUAUGAAGUCGAAGAUUACAAUAAUCGUAUAACAUUGGUUCAGUUAUACUAUUGUAUAAAAAAUGGAAGAUUAUAUCAAUGAAAAUACAAUGGCCCUAAAACAGUUUUGAUGCAUGGAAUCUGCGAAAUAAUGAUAUUAGAUCUUCUCUAGCGAUUUCGUCCAAUUACUUUGUCAACUGGUAUCGCUUUUAGUGGAUGCAUGAGGUUAUUUCCUCACUGAUGUCAUUCAUCACAUGAACUGUGUCCACGUACUUUUUAAGGCCACUGUAUAACAUAUCUCGCCAUAGGAUCAAUGGAAAAAUACAGAUUUUAUAACUUGGCAGGGAUCAUUUCGAAAUCAUCUCAAAGAUAUUUUAGGCCCUAAAGAUCCUUCAAAGUCUCAUUGCUUUUCCCCAGACACAUAAUCUGAUGCCACACUGAGAUGGCGCAUUUGUUUCAUGGGUAUACAACACCACAAGACUACUGGAUGCUGCAGUUUCUCUUGUCUGAACUUGUACAAAAAGCGCAAGACUUUAUUAAGGUCAAACAAACAUUAGCUCACUUCUGUCCCGUGGAAGGAAUGGGCACAGCGAACCAUCUCCGUUCUCAUACGAAGGACUCUACUUCCAACGAUGGAUAGCCAUGGCUUGUAUUUCUCUCUUUGACUAAGCAUUAGUGUACAUCAGGGACAAAAAGCCUUUUUUUUUUUUUUUGCUGAAAUCUGUGAUAUGCCUCAGUGUGUGUUCUUGAUGAAAUAUAGUCUAAUGAUUAUUGGUGACUGAGUUGUAGUUGUAGUGAUUACACAAUGAUAAUUGCAAGUGCCCUCACAUUCAGUAUUUAUAACCUGAAGCUACCGGCGAGUUUCGUGCGUACGUGAGGUUCUGUCUGUGCGGUGUUCUGUGAGGAGGCAGUCGUGUCCGUUUGAGUGUGCUGACUGAAUGUGAUUUCGCCUUUACUUGGAAGUGCACUAAAGUAAAGGCCUUAUAGCAGCUGCAAUGGACGCAUGGUUUAUUUUCUUUAUGCUCAUCUCUCUCCGUUAGCGCUCAUAAUGAAUGCUAAAGUUGUUGUUAAUGAAGACAGUAUGUACAUGCAUUCUCAUUCUGGUUCAAUACUGCAUCUGUUAUCCCAUGCUUUUCUAAGGGGAAAAGGCACAGGUAUAUGUGAUUUGUAAAUGAAGAUCAUUAGAAUCACAUCUUAAUUUGCACGUGACAAUGUUUAACAGUUAUACCCAGUAUGUUUAAGAAAUUGUUCAAAACAGAAAGAUGUAAUAGCCAUGAUGGAACUGUUUAAACCUGAUGAAUUGUGCAUACGUAAUUUUAACUGAUAAUUUGACCCACACAGAAUCUGCAGAAGUCACGUUUCACCCCAAAAUCAAAAGAAACAAUUAAGAAAUUAUACUUU
Sinocyclocheilus grahami is the source of this 6900-nucleotide messenger RNA. RefSeq names its product rho GTPase-activating protein 44-like. Gene Ontology annotation, cellular component: leading edge membrane; cytoplasm; presynaptic active zone. The record is from RefSeq and is a predicted model, not a curated record. The coding region runs from base 202 to 3138 and encodes 978 amino acids. NCBI's taxonomy places the organism in Eukaryota, Metazoa, Chordata, Actinopteri, Cypriniformes, Cyprinidae. The transcript has 21 exons. Gene Ontology annotation, molecular function: GTPase activator activity; protein binding. Gene Ontology annotation, biological process: modification of dendritic spine; negative regulation of Rac protein signal transduction; signal transduction.